GCACUCACACUUUUGCAUCACCAAACCUACUCCAAAAAACCAAACCCAUCUUCCCUCUUCCACUAUGUCUCCAUCAUCAAACUACAUUUCCUUCCUUCUCUUCACAACCCUCUUGCUACCUCUUCAAGCCAUAGCUAGAGAUAGUGAAUUCUUCAGCAAAGUCACUCAUUUCAACAAAGAAACACUAAGUCCCAACAAAGAAGAAUCACCAACAGUCACAAACAAACCAGAAGAGCAACAACCAUCUUUCAUCCCUCAAACUGAAAACAGCUAUGGCUUAUAUGGCCAUGAAUCCGAUCACCUUCCAACAAACACCGCCGCAACAAACUCCGAGUUCGAAAACAACAACAAGUACUACAACAACGAUGCCUAUAACACAAAGUACUACAACAAGGAUCCUUUUGGAAAUAACCAAAAUGAGUUGAGUGACACAAAGUACAAUGGAGAAGGUUACAAUUACAACUCCAUGAUGGAAAAACAAAACAACAAUGAAAGACCACUCUACAACAACAAUAAUUAUUACAAUGGUGAGAAACAAGGGAUGAGUGACACAAGAUUCUUGGAAGGUGGAAAAUAUUUCCAUGAUAUUAACAAUGAGAAAUACAAUCCAACAAUGUAUGGCGAUUCAUAUUCUAAAGGAGUUAGCACAAAUAAUUGGUACAACAACCGAGGUAACAGCUAUAACUCUAACAACAAUGGUAACAACAAUGGUUACAACAAUGAAUACUACCAGAAUAACCAUGGCAACUACAAUGGUUAUAAGAACCAAGAGGUGAAUCAGUUUGAAGAUGAACAAAAUGAGUUUGAGCCAUGAGAAUUUGGUUUGGGAUCAUUAGCAAAAUGAAGAAUUCAUUUUACUUUUGAAGUGUUUCUUGUGUGGGCUUUUUCUAUGUUUUACUGUGCUAAUUUGGAUUAAAAAAACAGAUUAAAGAAUAUAUAAGUUAAUUAAUUAUAUUAUGAAAGUUUUUUGUUUUGUUUUUACAUUAGUUGUAUUUCUAUAUACUGUCUUGUUUCUGUUAUUGAAAUGUUUUAUUUUGAA
This is a messenger RNA of Lathyrus oleraceus (garden pea), 1039 nucleotides long. Its product is annotated as protein E6. NCBI's taxonomy places the organism in Eukaryota, Viridiplantae, Streptophyta, Magnoliopsida, Fabales, Fabaceae. The coding region runs from base 65 to 814 and encodes 249 amino acids. The record is from RefSeq and is a predicted model, not a curated record. The transcript has a single exon.